AUGGAGGUGAGUAUGAGGAAACUGGCCUUGUGGCACACGAGAACCUUCAAGCCCGUUAUGACGCACGAGGAGCUGGAACCAAUCAUGUCGACGAUGGGCUUCGUGGGUCUUCCUCCCAACCACGCCACCGGAGGAGGCUUGAUCCAAGAAUACGUUUUCCUCUCUUGUCCCACCAACGACGACCAUCAGCCCAGGCCCAGCCUCCCCUAUCCCCUCAUCGAUGGCCUCCAUAUCAACACCUACCAGGCUUUUCUUGACGCUUUGGCCUUCUUUCUCAAUGUCUCUGAUCUCUUCCAUGUCAGAGGAAUGCCGCUGCAGCGGGUCGAGGACAAAAACAGAACGUGGCGUCGCAUGGAAGAGGAUGAGAGUGUGUUUGUGUACAGAGAUGGGACGCUGGAGAAGUCGAGUCGCCACCUUCUGAUGAACAUUAAUGAAGAAGACGCAGAGACACAGACACCAUUUCUCAUCCACCAGAAAUCGCUUCCUCACUGCACCUUACUUCCCCUAACAGACAUCAUAGUCUGGUUUUGA
This is a messenger RNA of Eutrema salsugineum, 531 nucleotides long. RefSeq lists its product as uncharacterized. The coding region runs from base 1 to 531 and encodes 176 amino acids. Lineage: Eukaryota; Viridiplantae; Streptophyta; Magnoliopsida; Brassicales; Brassicaceae. The transcript is spliced from 2 exons. The record is from RefSeq and is a predicted model, not a curated record.